AUGUUCCGCGUCCGCCGCGCAGACGGCCAGAUCGAGUUUGUGGACCACGAGGACUUCUACAACGGCCCCUCCGCCGCCAAGCCCUUGCACGUGGUGGCGGUCUUUGGGACGACCUCCGGCGGCAAGUCCACGGCUUGCCGCUUCCUCUCGUGCUCCAUGCAGAUGCCCACGCAGUUCCCCAGCUCCACCAUCGGCCCGGACCAUGAGCCCACGCGGGGCCUGUGGGGCUCGCGCAUGGUGGACAUGGACGGCGCGGAGGUGGUGGUGCUGGACAUUGAGGGCUUCGACAACAGCGAGCAGGACCAAAAGGUCUCCGAGGCCGUUCUGAAGCUCCUGGCGCUGCUGUCGGAGGUCACCUCGGUCUUUGUGCAGGUGAGGCGCACGCCCACCAUCCAGGCGUCGGACCUGGAGUACAUCGCCACCUUCGUGUCCCAGGUGAGGACCACGCUUCUCAAGAGGUCCUUCACUGCCAACGGUGAGGCUGGACCGACGGAUAACUUCCCGGCUCUUCUCAUUGCGCAUGUGCUGCCCCUGCGCAUGGAAGCAUCCGUGGUGGCGGAGAAAUCCUUCGAGAUGACCAAGCAGGCCCUCACAGCCCAACCUGCCGUGAUCAAGACGAUCAAUGAGAACUAUGUGGAGCUGUUCCGAAGGGAGGAUGUGGGUGUCCACUUUGACUAUUUGCCUUUGUACCAGCUGCCGAUGUACCGAAAGUUGCAGAACAUGAUCGACACAUCCACCACCCCAGGGGAGUUGCGGAGAAAUGUCCAGGGCUUGAUUGACAUGAACGAGGAUGAGGCUUCGCCUUUGCACAAGGCUGGGCAGGUUUACUUAGAUGACAUCGACGCCUUGCGGGAUAAGAUUCUGGCGAUGAGUCGGGUGCGGACGGAUGGCCAGGAUCGCACCGUCACGCCGAAGACUUUCCGGCAGCUGUUGAAAUGGGGCGUUCAUGAAAUGAACAAGGUAGGGCCGCUGAGCAACGUUCACUUGUGGGAGAAGAUUGCCAUUGAUGCAUGUACUAAACAGUUGCAAGAGACGAUCACCAAGCUGGAGCUUUCCUUGAAACAUGAAGCUGAUGAAGGAGACGAUUUGUUUGCUGCACUGGAUGCGGCUGAAAGAAAUCUGGAAAGUUUCUUUCAGUCUCUUAAUCUCAAGAAAGAUGGAGAGGUCUAUGCAGCCUGUUCCAAGGUGCGAGCAAGCACAUGGGCACUGGCUUCGGGGCCGUACACAAAGAAGGCAAUGCUCAAGGAAAGGGAACAGCUUCGCAGGGAGGCACAAGAAAGAGAGAAGAAGCUGCAACAGGAGGUUGAGGCUGCUAGGCAGAAAACUCUCGAAGAGAAGCACGAGAGGUGGAAGGACUACCUGCAGCAAAACUUUCCAUGGGUGGCACUGAUGUUUGCCUCGGCGGCGGUGAUUGUUCACAAGUUCAGCACAGCUCUCGCCAGCUGCUUCGACUGCUUUCGGCGGGACCCAUCCCGUGGCCAAGAUGUGGAGCUGGCGAGGAUGCGUCGCUUAGAGCUGGAGCUGAUGGAGACUCGGGCCCAGAUGGGACCGUGGCCAGGCCAGGAAGCCGCAAGAAGAUGA
Molecule: messenger RNA, 1581 nt
Organism: Effrenium voratum
Lineage: Eukaryota; Dinophyceae; Suessiales; Symbiodiniaceae
Source: the annotation of a GenBank genome assembly